UUCAACGUAGCUGAUAAGACUGAAAGCUACCAGAAACGGGGUUUAGGCCAGGCUUCUUUAAAACUGUAGAGACUGGCAACUUGAUAUAUUUCUCGAUUUCAAUUAAACAAUAUUUUUACUUAUCACAGCUUUAUUGGUGGUUGAACACAAAUUUUCGCCUUAUAAAACGCAUAUGCCGCGCACAUUCAAUAUAUUUACUAUAUAUCCGCUUGUUUUAUUAUUUCUGCGAAUUUUUUUUUUCGUUUGGCAUAUGUAGAAUUACACAAAGCAUAUCGAAUUUAAUUGUUUUCAAAUGAAAAUGCAUUUCUAAUGCUUUGGACAUCCGCUUAAUGACAAAUAUCUCGUAAUCGCAGAUUCAGUGUUGACACAGUUUUCCUACAGUCUAGUCGCAAUCUGGACUACAUAUUUUACUAAUAGUUACUUUUUGUAUUUAAAUUAUGACAACUGCUAAUAAAGUUAUACUUUGUUGAAGAGUGUCUUUGAAAGCCAACAAAAUGAUUACGAUUAAAGAAGUGAUACGGAUCAUUGUAAUACAAAUAUAUAUGCUUUUAUACUACUUUUCGUGUUUUAUUGCCUAUUAUUAUACGCUAAAAGGACUUCUCUUUGGUGGUUUACUUGUAAGAACUGCGGUCAUUAUUUAUUUAAUAUACGAGCUGGUUAACUACCACGUCUACCACUGUACUUACGAUGGCAACGGUCCUCUGCUAUUGCGUUCGGAGCGCGGUUUAGGCGUCAUGCGUGAUUACUUUCCGGUAAGAAUACGGAAGACAGCCGAUAUUCCACCAAAUCGUAAUUACUUGCUAGCAUAUUUUCCACAUGGAAUAUUGACCGUAGGUAUAAGCUUGAAUAUGCUGCUCGAAGUAACGCAUUUCAUGCGUUUAUUUCCCGGUAUUCGGCCGAAGGCCGCCACUUUAAGCGUUAAUUUUUGGCCGCCAUUUUUUCGUGAAAUAUGGCGUUGUUUUGGCUAUAUAUCAUCAUCCAAGCCAUCAUUAUCAUACUAUUUAAAUAAGUCGAAUGAUCCAGCACAUCCUGAUAAUGCAGAUGGCUUUACAUCAUAUAUGAUUGCUUUGGCGGUGGGCGGUGAACAAGAAGCUCUACUAACUCAACCGGGAAAGUAUACGAUUGUGUUGAAAAAACGUUUGGGUUUUGUGAAAUUGGCCAUACAAACGGGUUCGCCAAUUGUGCCAUCCUUUGGUUUCGGUGAAAAUGAUUUAUAUACGCUACUCGAUAAAGCUUGGUUCCGAGUAAUACAAAAGUUUUUUAAAACAUUUUUCGACUUCACACCUAUGUUGCUGAAAGGUCGAGGUGGAAACUAUUUUCUGCCUUAUAAGAAGAGGGUAACGUUUGUGGUUGGCAGUCCCAUUGAUGUUAAAAGGACUACCAAUCCGGACUCGGCAUACAUCGAAGAGAUACACGCAAAAGUUGUGGAAGCUGUACGUGAAUUAUUCGAAACUUACAAAAGUGAAUAUAUUGAGAAUAGUGAAGAAGCUGAGCUUGUUAUAAUUUGAACAACUUUUUUAUGAUAUAUGUAACUGUAUGUAGUUCGGUUUAGAGUCAUAACCUUCAUUUAUGUUAGAGUAUAAAGGAAUUAAGUCGACCUUUUUAAACUUUGUUUGUGCAAUUGUCUUAUGGACUUCGUAGCUUUGCAUAACUUGUAAAAUAAUAAAAAAUAAUAAAAGUUGGACUUUUCUCACAACAAACCGGAAAUAA
Messenger RNA from Bactrocera neohumeralis, 1710 nucleotides. Its product is annotated as diacylglycerol O-acyltransferase 2-like. Gene Ontology annotation, biological process: triglyceride biosynthetic process. The transcript has 7 exons. The coding region runs from base 495 to 1508 and encodes 337 amino acids. Gene Ontology annotation, cellular component: endoplasmic reticulum membrane. The record is from RefSeq and is a predicted model, not a curated record. Lineage: Eukaryota; Metazoa; Arthropoda; Insecta; Diptera; Tephritidae. Gene Ontology annotation, molecular function: diacylglycerol O-acyltransferase activity.